Haliotis rufescens (red abalone) is the source of this 3116-nucleotide messenger RNA. RefSeq names its product alpha-1A adrenergic receptor-like. Gene Ontology annotation, biological process: adenylate cyclase-activating adrenergic receptor signaling pathway; cell-cell signaling; phospholipase C-activating G protein-coupled receptor signaling pathway. NCBI's taxonomy places the organism in Eukaryota, Metazoa, Mollusca, Gastropoda, Lepetellida, Haliotidae. The record is from RefSeq and is a predicted model, not a curated record. Gene Ontology annotation, cellular component: membrane. The transcript has 4 exons. Bases 677 to 2362 code for a protein of 561 amino acids. Gene Ontology annotation, molecular function: alpha1-adrenergic receptor activity.
GUCAAUGUAGGUAGUCGUAUCUCUGUAUUCGCACAUGCAAGGCUCACAGCGUUUUACUGAUACAAACAGUAGAUACAGCUCCAAAGUGUCAGUCGGAUUACAAAAUCUUCACGUCCUUAACUUUAUUACCGAGUUAUUUUGGAUCAAUCUUGGUGCAUUUUAUGGUCGUUUUGCAUGACCUAGAAUUUAAAUGGGGGAGUCCCAGUUUGCGCAAGAUGGUAGACCUUUUAUAAAUUUUCAUGGUGAACAGCUGGCGCGAUAUGGUGCAAUCGAGGUGAAAUUCCCGUGUUGGAGGUCACAAAGAGAAAGGAUGUACUGUCAUGCGCCAGGUAACGGUCGUUCCAAUAUUCUGACCUCGUGGACAUGUUGGUCCGGGGGAUGUGGCACAUCAAUGCGAUCGAUGCCAUGUGUUUGGUAGUCGGGAUACCGUACAUGACAAGACGUCCUUCAGGCCAAUGCGAAGACAAUCCUCUACACAAGAUUGUGAAGACAUGGGAGCCGUUUUAAUUUCUUAAGGGACGUGAUGAUGUACUGCGAGUUGGUUACCCCAGAAUGUGACUGAUGUGAUCUCAGUAUUGAAGAAAGAGGCACAGAAGUCUGGAUAAUACAAAGGAUUAACGCAUCCUCUCACUACAAACAUGUUCUUUCAUGUCUCACGAACGUAUGUGUACGUGUGAUGGAAGAAUUCCCAUUAAACACAACUCCAACUUUUUCGGAUAAUACUACCGCCAACUCCACAUCCCCAGGUGAAGGGGUCAUCGACCUCAGAGUAGCCAUACCCGUGGGGCUAAUUCUGGGGCUAAUAGUGGUCAUGACUGUGUGUGGCAAUGUGCUGGUGCUGCUGGCCGUGUUUGUCAACUCUCACCUCAGAAGCACCACUAAUUACUUCAUUGUCAAUCUGGCUAUAGCUGAUCUCCUCUUGGGCACGACAGUUCUGCCCUUCUCUGCGAGUCUGGAAGUUUUAAGUUUCUGGGCUUUUGGUCAGAUAUUCUGUGAUGUUUGGGCCGCCAUUGAUGUCUUGUGUUGCACCGCCUCCAUCAUGAGUCUAUGUGUCAUCAGUAUAGACCGGUACAUCGGGGUGACCAGACCCCUUCAACACUCUACCAUCAUGACUGAGAAACGUGCCGUGUAUAUCAUCUUGCUUGUAUGGAUACUGUCAGUGACGAUCUCAAUAGCUCCUUUGAUAGGGUGGAAGGAACCGGCCGACCCCAACCCAAUGGUGUGCAGCGUCACCACACAGCUUGGAUAUGUGCUGUUUUCUGUAUCUGGUUCAUUUUACAUACCAACUUUCAUCAUCAUGGUUGUGUACAUACGGAUAUAUAAAGAGGCUGUUAAACAUUCAAACUUUUUGUCCACGGGUGUAAAAACUUCUAAAAUAGAUGAAUCUGAGGGAGUGACGUUACGCAUUCAUACGGGUAAAAGCCCUCAAACCCCCUCCCCAAUGUACCAAAGUAGCAGUUCCAGCGAACACUCUGAGGGGUCGGGUCGCAAAGCCGCCUCACGACUUACAUUAGCAGGAAGGAUUGCCAAGUUUAAACGAGAGAAAAAGGCUGCCAAAACGUUGGGCAUUGUAGUAGGGGUGUUUAUAUUAUGCUGGUUCCCCUUCUUCUUCGUCUUGCCUUUAGGUUCGUUGUGUCCGCACUGCCAGAUUCCGGAGAUUUUCUUCAAGAUAAUAUUCUGGCUUGGUUACUGCAACUCUCUCAUGAAUCCAAUCAUCUAUGCGUGCUCCAGCAGGGAGUUCCAGCGUGCUUUCAAGCGUAUACUGUUGUGUCAGUUCCGGCGGCGUCCACGGCUCUUUCAGCAGAAGAGUGAACGAUCGUCGUCGAUGGAUGUGAGCCGCAGUCAUUCUACCUCAGAGGUGCAUCGUCAGGCCUCGAGGAUCUACAGACCAGUGUCCCUCAAGGGCCCGUCUUCCGCCAAAAAGGCAGUCCCUCAGGAGUAUCAUAGUGCCUCAAACAUUCUUUCCCGGGGUACCCCCGACUCCCCUCUACAUAGCUUGAGAAUAUUCCAGAUGAAGAGGAAGGCGUACUGCGAGGACAGUGGUGAUGAGAGCAGCUGUAAGACGGACAGUGGAACAGGCAAGACUUUGAAUGACACACGGGAAUCACUCCUGCCUGAUCAAUGUCUUCAUAGAGGUGACUCCUUGAUACAUAGGAGACAAAACUCCUCAACGUGUUUAGACGAAAGUAGCUUUGCCGAUGAUGAAGAAUAUGUUAACUCUGUAAUUGUGAACAGCAGGAAUCAUAAGAGAGUUAAAGAAACCACGUAUACCGUACCAGAUGUCCCACUUAUAUUGAUUAGGUGUGAUUCAGGAUCCGACGCUGAUGAAACCACGCCAUUCACGGCUGAUUGUACCAGUUAGUCUUCUUUUCAAACAAAAUGUUCCCCAUCCUUCAAGUGGAAACACAGUGAGAUGCAUUCAUAUAUGCAGGCGGCUGGCUGAGACGGGCGAGAGAGAUGCACCGAGAAGCAAUACUCUUCUCUGUAGGGGAGUGUGCGUUUUAUGGUGGAUUUAGAGGCAAAACCUUUUGACAUGUCCCCAAUCAUGAUUAAAACUGCUAUAAAGCAUGUAUUGCACUUGAGGAAAAUUAAAUUCAUUGACCUGCACAUGUGUCGAGCUCAACGUGCAAGUAAAUAUAGUUUCAUACCUGACAGUAAGGAAAAUAACUGAUGAACUAUUUAUGUGUAAGUGGUGCUCUGAACUGCCAAAGCAAUCAGAGUGAGUAUUAUCAGAACGGGUCUAGAGAUGAACAGAUAUGUAGACACACUUUCCAGUUGCAAGUAAAGCCGGAAAAUAACUAGCGAGGCACCUGAGUAGAGCAUUAACGUGGACGAGGCGAGGAGCAGCAUUAUUCGCGUAGCUCUCCUACACUAUUGAUGACCGUGAGUGUUUCUGCUGGGUAUUGAAUCAGGCAUCUGAUGUUCACCCGAGUGAAGCUGGUAAUAUUCCACACAACCUGGCUGUGGAUACGCUGGUACUGUCACGUGCUGCGCUACACGAGCUGGCUCUUGGAGUCAUUAGAGUUUAUUUUGAAACACUAAAAUGACACUACGCUUGACAUGCUGAUGUACAUGUAUGUAGUCAAAGUAGUUAGUGUAUGGUAUGGAUAAAUUAU